GUCACGAAGGAAAGAUGAAAUCAAAACAGCGACUGGGAGGAAAGGCCGUUUAAAGUCCCCACCCCAUCCGCACGCUUUGGAGCGGAUAUUUCAUAACUUACUUCCGGUUUCGAGGUGGUGGGACUUGGAGCCUUUUUCCACGAGAGUUUCGGCGGGAGGAGUUGUUGUUUUUGAGCCUCCAUUAUGCUGCUUCUGUAUCUUGGGCUUCUCUCACUUUCUGGCCUGUCUUAUUCUGUGGAAGUGAAGCGUCCACGAGGGGUCUCCCUAACAAACCAUCACUUCUAUGAUGAAUCAAAACCAUUCACUUGUCUUGAUGGCUCUGCAACAAUAUCUUUUGAUAGAGUCAAUGAUGAUUACUGUGAUUGCAAAGAUGGCUCAGAUGAGCCAGGAACUGCUGCAUGUCCCAAUGGCCACUUCCAUUGCUCCAAUGCUGGAUACCGUCCUAUAUACAUCCCCUCUUCCCGCAUCAAUGAUGGGAUCUGCGAUUGCUGCGAUACAACCGAUGAGUACAACAGUGGCACAGUGUGUGAAAACACCUGCAGAGAAAUGGGCCGAAAGGAGCGGGAGGCACUGAAGCAGAUGGCUGAGGUGGCCAGAGAAGGCUUUGAAAUCAAGAAGGCCCUGAUGGAAGAAGCAAGUAAGAGAAAGGAAGAAAAACAGAAAAAACUAACAGAAUUACAGGAGGGUAAAAAGACUGUGGAGGAACAAGUGGAGGCCCUACGGUUAACAAAGGAAGCUGCUGAGAAACCUGAAAAAGAGGCCAAAGAUAUCCACCAGAAAGCCUGGGAUGAAAAGAAAGCAGCUGAAAAAGCAGCACAGGAUCAAGCCAGAGCAGAAGAUGCUUUUCAUAAAUUGGAUGAUAACACAGAUGGAAUAAUAACUGUUGCAGAGCUUCAGAAACACCUUGAACUAGAUGUUGACGGGGACGGGAUCUUAUCAGAAACGGAAGCCCAGACCUUGCUGGGUAACUCCUUGCAGGUGGACAGAGGCCAUUUCCAGGACACUGUGUGGCCAGCAAUCAAGGAGAAGUUCAAAACAGAGAACUCGGCUGAGGUACAGCCUCCACAAAAUACUCCAGUGGAAGAGGAGUCUGAUACUCCGUCUGAUGCCCAGAUGGACCAGUUACCCCCUGAAGAGGACUAUGAGGAAGACGAGGAAGACGAGGAGGAAGUUGAUGGUGAUAGUUUGGAUGAAGAGAUGAAGGUCUCAUCACCCAAGCCAUCAUCAGAUGACAAGGCAGCAGAGGAAGAAAUGGAGAAGAUGCCUCCUUAUGAUGAAGCCACUCAAGCUUUAAUUGAUGGUAGGCUUUUGAAAGUAUAUCAAAGUUCAUGA
Messenger RNA from Crotalus tigris (Tiger rattlesnake), 1332 nucleotides. It is a transcript of the gene PRKCSH, whose product is annotated as protein kinase C substrate 80K-H. Gene Ontology annotation, molecular function: calcium ion binding; protein binding. Gene Ontology annotation, biological process: N-glycan processing; liver development. Gene Ontology annotation, cellular component: glucosidase II complex. The transcript is spliced from 12 exons. NCBI's taxonomy places the organism in Eukaryota, Metazoa, Chordata, Lepidosauria, Squamata, Viperidae. Bases 184 to 1332 code for a protein of 382 amino acids. The record is from RefSeq and is a predicted model, not a curated record.